Messenger RNA from Phascolarctos cinereus (koala), 1913 nucleotides. The record is from RefSeq and is a predicted model, not a curated record. Lineage: Eukaryota; Metazoa; Chordata; Mammalia; Diprotodontia; Phascolarctidae.
GUUUCUAAAUAUAGAAGAUUCUAGAGCAGAGGCAGCCUACCUCAACUUGAAUUCUAGAAUAAUCAAGGUAACUCAUAUUGAGGGAAUGUUCAUUCUCCCAGUGUGGAUGGAGUCCCAGAGGUCACCUACUUGUAUGAACAUGUCACAGAAGACAAUAUUACAUAUGGACAAUAUUAAAUAUAUAAAACCUCCAGGAGAUUAAGCAUGAACCUGGUCACCUCUGAACCAAUGGGCUACCAGGGACAGCGGCCUUGCAGCAAUCUGAAGAGAGAUCCUGAUGACAAAGAAUCUCUGGUUUCUGAACAUAAACAAAAAGAAAAGGGACAUUGUCGUCAGUUCUCUGCUAUUUUUAAUGUUGUCAACUCAAUCAUAGGAUCAGGAAUAAUAGGGUUACCGUACUCAAUGCAGCAAGCUGGUCUUCCUUUAGGGAUACUGCUUUUAUUGUGGGUCUCUUAUGUGACAGACUUUUCCCUUGUUUUAUUGAUAAAAGGAGGAUCCCUUUCUGGAACAGAUAGCUAUCAAUCUUUGGUCCAUAAGACAUUUGGCUUUCCAGGGUAUCUACUCCUCUCAUCUCUACAAUUUUUAUAUCCUUUCAUUGCUAUGAUUAGCUAUAACAUAAUAACAGGAGACACUCUAGGCAAAGUUUUUCAAAGAAUUCCUGGAGUUGAUCCUGGUAACUUUUUCAUUGGCCGCCAUUUCAUUAUUGGGCUCUCCACAGUUGCCUUUUCUCUUCCUUUAUCUCUGUAUCGUGACAUAGCCAAGCUGGGAAAGGCAUCCCUUAUUUCUGCAGCUUUAACUGCAAUGAUCCUGAUAUUUGUAAUUGUUAGGGUAUUCACCCUAGGUCCAUUCAUAUCAAGAACAGAAGAUGCUUGGGUUUUUGCAAAGCCCAGUGCAAUUCAAGCGGUUGGCAUUAUGUCAUUCACAUUCAUCUGCCACCAUAACAGCUUCUUAGUUUAUGGUUCCCUGGAGGAACCCACAGUGGCUAAGUGGUCUCAGGUCAUUCAUGCAUCAGUCAUGAUUUCUGCAUUUAUCAGUGUGCUGUUUGCUACCUCUGGUUAUCUGACAUUUACUGGCCACACACAAGGAGAUUUGUUUGAAAAUUAUUGCAGAAAUGAUGACCUAGUUAACUUUGGACGAUUUUGUUAUGGAAUCACUGUCAUUUUGACUUAUCCAAUCGAAUGCUUCGUGACCAGAGAGGUAAUUGCCAAUGUUUUCUUUGGUGGGAACCUUUCAAAAAUUUCCCAUGUUUUGGUGACAGCAGUCAUCAUUACUAUGGCCACACUAGUGUCAUUGAUGGUUGAUUGCCUCGGGAUUGUGCUAGAGUUCAAUGGUGUCCUCUGUGCAACUCCACUUAUUUUUGUUAUCCCAUCCGCUUGUUAUCUGAAGCUGUCUGAAGAAAGAUGGAUCCACCCAGAUAAGAUUAUGGCCAGCGUGUUGCUUCUUAAUGGUGUGGUUGUGAUGGUAGUUGGAUUUGUCAUGGCAGUUCGGCAUCCCCAAGAUUGCAGCCAUGGGCAGGAAAUAGUCUAUUGCUUUCCCACAAAUGUCUCUUUUUUCAAUAUGUCAUCUUUUCUUGAACCAAUAACACAAACUCCUGUUUUGAAUAUUAGUACUGUCUAGUGAUUUAGUUGCUAAUAAAAAUAUAAUAAUAUUAUGUUUUCAUGUGACCUAUAAGUUUUGAGCUGCAUAAUUGUAUUCCUCUCUGUUUCUCUUACUCUUGGUUCAGGAGAUACCCUUGAUACCCUAGCCUUUAUUCAUAUUUCACUUUCUUUUCUAUCGUGAGGCCGCGCCCGUGAUUUGAAGAAGGAAGCAAAUUUGGUUGGAGUUUUAUUUUGCAGUAGGACACACAUCUUUAAAUGACUGCUAAAGAUAGAGUGAGAAGUCUAGUCUUUAAAAUCUACUAGCUCCUCCUAAAU